Xiphophorus hellerii (green swordtail) is the source of this 3499-nucleotide messenger RNA. It is a transcript of the gene slc2a6, whose product is annotated as solute carrier family 2 member 6. Bases 634 to 2127 code for a protein of 497 amino acids. Gene Ontology annotation, cellular component: membrane. NCBI's taxonomy places the organism in Eukaryota, Metazoa, Chordata, Actinopteri, Cyprinodontiformes, Poeciliidae. The transcript is spliced from 8 exons. Gene Ontology annotation, biological process: transmembrane transport. Gene Ontology annotation, molecular function: transmembrane transporter activity. The record is from RefSeq and is a predicted model, not a curated record.
CUGCUGCUUCCUAUCUAUGAUCACUGAUGUGACUUGAUUUACAUGCGCAAAGCGGAAGUAGACGAUUCUGCUCUUUAAGUUAUUGAGUCUGCUCAGUGCAAUAUAUAUGAAAUACUUUCAGGUGGCAGCUUUAAACAGUAACAUUUUGUGCGUUUUUUUUUUUCCACUGCAGAAGAAGAGCAAGACUGUGGUCAGUUCAGCUUCCCAUCCAAAAAUCCUACAUAAACAGAUUUUUUGUGAUUUAAAAAAAAAAAAAUUUAACUUUCAGUUUUGUUUUGACCAUCUGUGAUCUCUCCCGUUGCCUCGGGCCAUUAGUUUGAGUCAUUCAUGACCUGCAAGCGAACCACAAAAAGAACUAAAGCGCUUCAGGAAGGAGAUAUUAUCUUUUUUAUUAUUAUUAUUAUUUUGCUUUCUGCUGUUUUUCUAACGUUGGUCAGUUUCCAAGCGCACAACAGGGAUAUUGUGCGAGUAUCAGGAAAUUCAGUUUAACUUUUUUUUUAAAAAAAAAAUAAAGUUAUGCAAUAGCUCAUUUUCUCACAGGAAGGUAAGGUUACAGAUCCUAAAACAGACCAGAGAAAUCAAACGGUCACUUUUUUUUUUAAAUUUAUCCAUCGAGCCGCUUCUGAGACAGACAUGAACUCCGAGAAUACGCCACUGCUACGAAGAACUGCAUCAUCUCUCUCCGAGAUCAGUAACUCCAGAUUGUAUCUAGCCGUGUUCUCAGCAGUUCUUGGUAACUUCAGCUUUGGUUACUCCCUGGUCUAUCCGUCCCCCGUCCUGCCGAAGCUCACAAGUCCCGAUGCAGACCCUCGGCUCCGGAUGAACCCGAACCAGGCCGCCUGGUUCGGGUCCAUCUACUCCCUGGGUGCAGCAGCCGGGGGUCUCGGGGCGAUGCUGCUCAACGACCUGAUUGGACGGAAGAUGAGCAUCAUGAUGUCAGCGGUUCCCUCGACUGCUGGAUACACGCUGAUGGGAGGAGCCGUGAACUUGUCGAUGCUCCACGGGGGCCGAUUCUUAACCGGAGUUGCCGGGGGGAUGACGGCUGCUUCAAUUCCAGUUUACAUCUCAGAGGUCUCCCACAAAAAAGUCAGAGGGGCCCUGGGCUCCUGCCCCCAGAUCACAGCCGUGUUUGGCACCCUGACGCUCUACGCCCUUGGUCUGGUGGUGCCGUGGCGGUGGCUGGCGGUGGCGGGGUCCGUGCCAGCCGUGCUGAUGGUCAUCCUGCUGGUGUUCAUGCCUUCCUCCCCGAGGAGACUCCUCUCCCUCGGCCAAGAGCAGAAAGCGGAAAAAGCCCUCCGCUGGCUGAGAGGAAGCAAAUACAACACGAGCAUAGAGCUCAACGCCAUACAGCACAGCAUUAACACACAGGUUAAGAUCACCUGGGCUCAGCUGGGCAAGCCCAUCUAUUACCGGCCAAUCCUGAUCUCAGUUGGGAUGCGUUUCCUGCAACAGAUGACGGGAAUCACGCCAAUUCUGGUUUACCUGGAGCCGAUCUUUGCUAAGAGCAAUGUCUCCCUGGAGCCCAGGUACGAUGCUGCCAUCGUGGGUGCAGUCCGCCUCCUCUCUGUCGCUGUGGCAGCAAGCCUGAUGGACAAGGCAGGACGUAAAGCCCUGCUGUACACGUCAAGCAUGCUGAUGUUCCUGUCCUCUCUGACGCUGACCAUGAUCUCCCACACCACACCUUGCCCAGCUGUAAAUAUUACGGCUCCGAACUCUGAGCUGGGCAACACGUUACAGGCCAGCCAGGAAACGGCUUUGAGCUUCGUCCCGCUCAUCAGUACAGUGGUGUUUAUAUUCGGAUACGCCAUGGGAUGGGGACCAAUCACUUGGCUGCUGAUGUCAGAGGUGUUGCCGCUGGUGGCCAGGGGCGUGGCAUCAGGCCUGUGUGUCACAGUGAGCUGGGUGACGGCCUUCGCACUCACACACGCCUUCACCCUCCUGGUAGACGCCUACGGCCUGUACGCGCCCUACCUGAUGUUCACGGUGGUGUGCGUCUUCUGCCUGCUGUUCAACGCCGUGUGCAUCCCAGAGACUCGCAAGCGCUCGUUGGAGGAAAUAGAGAACUAUUUCAGGACUGGACGCACGUUCACCAUCAGGCAAAAUCAUCCCAGCGUGGUGUCCAGCUGAAAAUACGAGGUCAAUCCGAUCAAAAGGAGCCAUUCUUGCUCUGAAAGCGAAGCAAUAAAAGCGUAAUGUGGCACAUUUCAGUUUAAGAACCUGAGAUAGCAAUUUUAGGGUUUUUAAAAUAUAAUUUCUAAUCAUUGUUACAAAUCCUUGCAGAGGUAAUCAUCUCCCUUGAACGUUUUCACAUUUCAUCACUGUACAACCACAAACUUCAGUGCAUCCUACUAGGAUUUGAUGUGAAAAACCAACACAAGAUAGUGCAGGAUUUAAAAAAAAAAAUUUUAAGUCUUAAAGUUUGCAGUUAAACUAUUAGUUUAAAACUUCAUAGAACCCUCAUUCUCUAGGCCGAAAAGUUCAGUUGUGAUGUCCGCCACACGUUUGUGUUGUCACCUAUGGCUUGUGACAAAUAGCUAUGUUUUCACAUCACUAUUCCACCAAAGCCAGAUUUGCGGGUUGUAAGUAAUGCAAACAAAAUGUGAAUAAGUUCAAGUUUCGGCCUCGAAGAGACGGAGCUCAGAUCGAUGGCAGACAAAAAACAAGAACUCGAUGAUGAAGCUCCUUCAUACAGAUUAAAGCAUUUAUACCGGACCAACGCAUCUAAUUUCUAUAGGGGAACUUAAACAGUUACAUUGACUCAGGCCAAAAACAGCAAAACAUGGCCUUGUUAGCUAAAUAAAAACUGAAGUAGAUACAGCCUUACUAGUGAAAACUUGUGGCGCUGCAUGAGAAAAUGACUGACUUCUUUCUAUUCUUUUACAGCUUUACAUCAUUACUCUAGAAUUUGUCUUUGUGUGCAAUUAUUGUUACAUAUAACACUUGAGAGGUUUUGAUGUAGAUUUGCCAGAGCAACAAUUAUCACGUUUUGUGGUAAAACAAAAUGACUGUCUGUAUAUUUCAUUUUACUACACUGAUAAAAAUCAUAAAGAAAACUCUGUACAAAUAUUUUUAAAAAAGAAAACAAAACUGUAGUAAUUUUAAAAAUGCAGUAUAAAUUGCGGUUAUAUUUAUUUACUAUGCCAACCAUGACAGUUGGAAACCUAAACAACUGAGCCAACCGGAUCAUCUGGGCCGGCCAGGUCUGUCUGGUGACUUCAUAACUUCUCUUCUGUGAAUAAUCAUCAUGUUGACCAAUCACAGCAGCUUCUGUUCUUUAGUAAAUGUUGAAAAUUAAAUUUGUCUACAUGAAAAUAUAGUUGAUAAAUGGCUGCUGUAAACAUUUAGACAACUAAAAGGGAAUAUGUACGCAUGAUAUGAAGUAAUACCGAGUUUGGUUGAAAGAUAAAAAAACUGUUUAAUCAGAUUUUAUGUUCAAAUGAAGAAAAAAAAGGUCAUCUAAAUUGUUAUUCUGUGAAGUAAAUAUCUAAUUUCAACUGUA